Anopheles coustani is the source of this 3971-nucleotide messenger RNA. RefSeq lists its product as uncharacterized. Bases 104 to 2317 code for a protein of 737 amino acids. The transcript is spliced from 4 exons. The record is from RefSeq and is a predicted model, not a curated record. Lineage: Eukaryota; Metazoa; Arthropoda; Insecta; Diptera; Culicidae. Gene Ontology annotation, cellular component: cytoplasm; nucleus; ribonucleoprotein complex. Gene Ontology annotation, molecular function: ATP binding; RNA helicase activity; RNA binding.
GCCAAUACUUGUGAAGUGAAAGUUCGUGCUUAUCGCAUCACGAAUUUUAUUAGCCCGAUUUUGCUUCGUUAUCAGCAACAGAAACCUUCAGUGCUUGUUUAUAAUGUACGGAAAUCGCCCACAAAUUGGAAGCGGUGGAUACAGCCGUGGUGGAAUGCAGGGUGGCCGUCCAGGUGGUCCGAUGGGUGGUGGAUUCCGUCGUGAGGGUGGAGCUGCUGGAUACGGUGGAGGCAACGGGGGAUCGUUCGACCGUCAGUCCCAGAAUGGCAAGAACCUUCGAACACUGAAAUGGGAACCGGAGGAUCUUACGCCGUUCGAGAAGAAUUUUUACCAACCCUCCGCUGCGCUUGUAGGCAUGGCCACGUCGGAGAUUGAAGGUUAUUUGAACAAGCACCAGGUCACCCUGAAGGGUCGUGAGGUGCCGCGUCCCAGCAUAGAUUUUGAGGACGGCGGUCUACCGGUCUACAUCAUGGAAGAACUGAAGCGACAAGGCUUCAGCAAGCCCACGGCCAUCCAGGCCCAGGGCAUGCCGAUUGCAUUGAGUGGCCGCGACAUGGUGGGAAUUGCUCAAACCGGCUCGGGCAAAACGCUAGCGUACGUUGUGCCGUCGCUGGUGCACAUUCAGCACCAGACGAGCAUUCGGCGAGGCGAUGGACCGAUCGCGCUUAUUCUCGCACCCACUCGCGAGCUGGCUCAGCAGAUCCAGCAAGUGGCGACCGACUUUGGUUCGCGCGUCAGUGCGAACAAUACUUGCGUUUUUGGUGGUGCCCCGAAGGGACCACAAAUUCGGGAUCUCGAGCGAGGUGCCGAAAUUGUGAUUGCCACCCCAGGACGAUUGAUUGAUUUUCUCGAGCGUGGUAUUACUAAUCUGCGCCGCUGCACCUAUUUGGUGCUUGACGAAGCGGAUCGUAUGCUAGACAUGGGAUUCGAGCCGCAGAUUCGCAAGAUUAUGGGGCAGAUCCGUCCCGAUCGGCAGGUGCUGAUGUGGUCCGCCACCUGGCCGAAGGAGGUGCGCAAUCUGGCCGAGGAGUUUUUGACCGACUACAUACAGAUUAAUAUCGGCUCGCUGAACCUGUCGGCAAACCACAACAUCCUGCAGAUUGUGGAUGUGUGCGAGGACUACGAAAAGGAUCAGAAGUUGAUGAAGCUUCUGACUGAGAUUUCAGCGGAGCCCGACACCAAGACAAUCAUCUUCGUGGAAACGAAGCGUCGCGUGGACGACAUUACACGCGUUGUGAACCGCAACGGAUGGCGUGCGGUGGCCAUUCAUGGGGACAAAUCGCAACAGGAACGGGAUUACGUGCUUAGCACCUUCCGCAACGGGCGCCAGGGUAUCCUGGUGGCCACGGACGUUGCUGCGCGAGGCUUGGAUGUGGAAGACGUAAAGUUCGUAAUCAAUUACGACUAUCCGUCGAAUUCGGAAGAUUACGUGCACCGGAUUGGCCGAACGGGACGUUCGAAUAAUACCGGCACCGCCUACACUCUGUUCACCAACUCAAACGCCAACAAAGCUAACGACCUGAUCAACGUGUUGCGCGAAGCAAAUCAGGUUAUUAAUCCCCGUCUCGUUGAGCUUGCCAAGCCGAACAUGGGCAAGGGUCGCCAGCGGUACAAUAACAAUCGCUUCGGUGGACAGCAAAACCGUCCUCCCCGGGAUGGUCCGUAUGGCGGCGGACCCCGGCAUGACGGUGGGGGACGAUUCGGAGGCCAGCGUGCUGACGGCGGUGCACCUAAGUAUGGCAGCAUGAACCGGGUCGAGGGUGGUGACAAGUACGGUCCUCCACGCGGCGGUGCCGACAACCGUGGAAUGGCGGCGAUGUACGGCGCAGGCAUGCCGCCCCAGUCGCUUGGUGGCAUGGCGGUCGCUAUGGGUGGAGCAAAACCACCUGGCAUGAAUGGAGCGGCGGGUGCGGCUGGUGGUGUCGGCCAGAGACAGAGUCGCUUCUCUGCACCCGUAACCCCGGCAUCGGUAGCUGCUGCCGCUGCGGCGGCUGCAUUUGUCUCCAGCUAUCACCAGCAAGGCAAGUAUGCGGGUGGGGCUGCCGGUCUAGUGGGAGCGCACCCGUCCGCCGGAGGUCCUGCUGCGGCUGCGUACGGAGCGGCCGCUUCCUCCUACAAACCACCGUCGGCAGGCAGUGAAGCCGCCCAUCUGUACGGUAGUAGCGCCGGCUAUACGGCCGCGAGAUCGCAACCAGGCAGUGGAAUCCCUACGUCGUCGGCAGCGGCAGCAGCUGUCGCGGCCGCCGCAUACCAGUAUGCGGCGAACGGAGCCACCCCUGCUUUCGCGUACCCUCCACCGCAAGUUGUGCUCAACUAAGCUCACAGCGUCGUACACACCCAGCCGCCCCUUCCAUGUUCGUAGCUAACAGCUUCAUUUAGACAUUUCAUUUUAUAUUAUUGAUUCACAUCUAUCCACUAUGAAAGGCUCGUUUCACAUUAUAAACAUUAGAAUUACUAAAACAUUCGAUCUUCAAUUCGAACUAACAAACUUCUUAUGACGUAGGUUGUCUUUUAGCCGCUGCGUGUUUUAUUUUAAGAUGCGUUUAAUUUAGAGAUCCACCAAAACAGGUAACGACCGUGGCACGCGUGCCUCGGCGGGACAGCAUUCUAGCAUUAGAACAGCGAUGCAGCCUGGAUAUGGAUCACAUCCACUGGCGCAUGCAAAUCGCCUGUCUAAAUAAGUGCACCAUGGAUUCAAAUAUGCGUGAUAUAUUUUGUUUUGUUUUUCUUCUACACAUGAUUGAUGUAAGAGUAUUCCUUUAUUUAUAACUCCCGGUUCGUAUGCGAAUGGAAAACAGAGGGUAGUUUAGAUUGGAAGUGGGAUGUUAGAUGUGCAGGCUUUAUUUAGAAAACGUUUGAAGGCGCAAAGCUUUCGAAAUGUUCCGUUGGUCUCGUGUAACAAACUAUUCCUCCUUCCACCAUCCCCUUUUCUGACAAAUAAUGCGAAUCGUCUGACGCCAGGAUGAGUUAUUAGGCACAAUUCCCGUAGGCUUAUUUUAUGGAGAAUUUAAAUGAUCUAUGGGGCGGCGCACCCAAUAAAUUAGUUAUACUUUAUUAAAAAGUUUAUUACAACAGAAUAACUGCUCAAUGGUUCGUAGACAGAAAAUCGAACAGUAAAGCAACAAAUGUGAAGAUAAGAACAAAAAAAUCAUUUGUGCGUUUCACCACCCUCCCACGAUUCUGAUUUGAAAUACUGUCUAGUUUAAGACACAAAGCAGAAUAGCUUAUCAAAUUCCACAAUUUAACAAAACAAAAAUUUAUAUAAACAGAUUUAAGAAUUGCGCAUGGGCGAUUUUAAAAGUGUAUAUAAGAAAAAGUAUGUCACCAGUAAAUUUUCUCUUUGCAGGUACUAACAAAUGAAUUGAAAAGAACCGAUAAAAAGCUGAUCCAAGAAAUAGAGCGUAGGAAAUUAUUCAAUAUACAGAAUACGUAGAGAUGUUUUACUAUCUGUAUGUUUCAUAUUAAGAGACUUUUAGAAAAAGAAAAGAAAACGAUAAAAAUGUAAAGCACAGUGUUAAACCCAACCACUAUGUGCAUGUCUUGAAUUCAUUAUUGGUGAUGUAUAGAACUCAUACAAACCAAGUAAAACAAAACGGAAACGGCUAAUGUGUAUAGAGUGUUUAAAAUGUGUAUCUCUCGUACAAUUUAUGGGUCAGUGUUUGAGCGCAAAGAAAGAACGCUCCGAAUUUCGUUUUCAUUUUGAACAAAAAAUAAAAAAAACCUAAUUAAAAUUACUGUGAAUUUUUCUAGUAAUCCAUAGAGAAUAACAAGCGUAAUUCAAACAAAAUAGAUUAGAAUAUUGGAUUCUCUCGCAUUGUCAAACUAAAUGAAACUAGAGCUCCUUCACCUUACACUAGAUGUGUAUGUACUUGAUUGUACCGUGGACCAAUUUUCCUGAAUCAUUUGGGGACUUUGGACCGGAGUGUGGUUCGUUUUAGCCUGCAAUAAAAGGGUGUUUAAUUUGAGCAAAA